AUGCGUGACGUGAUCAAUCUUGUCGAUAGCGAGGAUGCCGGCGCACACGUACCCGCGGUAAAAAACGACUGCAAUUGGACCGAGGAUGUCACGGCUGUGGGGAGGAAGUGCUGUUUGGAAGCAGCUAUGUCUCCUCUGCCCGGUCAUGAUCAUACGUCCAGUUCCACAGCCUCUUCGGACGGCAAAGGGGGUGCAGAUCCAGCAGCGAAAGGAGGAAAGUCAACGAAAAGGACGGGUCCUAGCUAUGUAUAUUACCGUCUGUACACCAAACUCGGUGCAUUUGAAUCGAAUCACGCCCUCUACCAGAACGACCGUUUCAUUGGCCACAUUCCGUCGAAAUUGUUUGCCCCUCCUCACAUGGUCACGUCUUUCAGGCGGACCUUGUGCAAACUUGAGGGCCCCUCGGAGCCCGACAAGGCCCUUGUCUUCACACCGCUCUCAAGCCCAGCACCCAAAGAAGACUCUGCCCACCUAUCUCUUUAUGGUCCUUCUGGGCCAGGCCUGUCUGAACAAGAUCCGAUCGCGCUGGUUGUCGAGUCGGAGAAGAGAAUCAAGGACGUUACACAGCCAGAGAAGCUCCCGGAACGCUCUGAUGAUACCAAUAUCCAUUACGGCAAUGCACUCAGCAGCUUCGCAGUAUACUAUCGCGUUUACUCAGCAGAAGGAGAAGGAGAUGAAGAAAAGGCAAAGACAUCCUUUGACGAGAGUGACAUAUCGUUAGGGCGCAUCAACGCCGUCUUCAUCGCUCCCCCUCUUACCGCUGGGUCUUUGAAAGCAUGCAUCACAAAAGCUGAAGGCCUCGUCACACCCGGUCAUGCGCUCUACAAGGACAUGGAACUCUUCCAAGACAUGACUAGUGACACUGCCAUGAACGACACCAACAUCAUAUCCUUCCAAGAUGACGCUUAUCCGGGUAGUGAUGAAGAUGAUCCCGUAGCCCUUGUCAAUGCAACCGCCGAUACAGCAGCGGAUCAAAAGGCUAAGCCUACAUCAGAUAAAGUUCUCAGUGAAUAUCCACUAGACACUGCAGCAACAAACUGUGCUUUUCCAGAUGGACCAGAUCCAAAAUUCACGAAACGUGCUCGGGCAAAGCGUGAUUGGACACCUGAGGAAGUAAACAAGUCCACCUGGCUAUCAAUGAUCAAAGAUGAGAUUGUUCACACAGAUGGAAUUGUUGAUGCUUUAUCGGAACAGAUAUUUAUUCAGGAUACAUGGUGA
Laccaria bicolor S238N-H82 is the source of this 1218-nucleotide messenger RNA. RefSeq lists its product as uncharacterized. The record is from RefSeq and is a predicted model, not a curated record. The transcript is spliced from 6 exons. Lineage: Eukaryota; Fungi; Basidiomycota; Agaricomycetes; Agaricales; Hydnangiaceae. Bases 1 to 1218 code for a protein of 405 amino acids.